CUCGCAUACAAGAGUGUGGCAAUCACAAUCUGGAACUCACUUCCAAUCGCCUUCCUAUUCUGUUCUUGCAGCCCGACGCUGUCGAUCUGUCCACAGCCAAGACGUGGCUACCUUACCAGAUCUCAUGACACAAGCUCUAUAAAACGGCAGGAGACAUCCGCAGAGAGUUCCAGGCCUCUCAUUACAUCGGCGUCGGGCUGUUCCGUUUGUUCCCCAGUCCAUUCCGAAUCAUCUACUGUCAAGCUGAGUGCUAGUAGUUUCGUAAUGGCUGGGCAAUCCACCAGCAAAGAGGCUAGAACCACCGGCACUCUUGUGGCGGUUUCUGCUUCGCAAGGCUCAACAGCUGAUGCGACCACGAAAGCGUCGGCCACGGCUUCCCCUAACACGUCUUCAUCGCAGGCAGCCCAUACCACGCUCAGCAGCUCAGCGGUCAACUCCGCGACGGGGAGGCUGUCGCAGAGCCCCACGGAGAAGGCAGCAACGACCACCGCAGGAGGUGACGCCACCCUAACCAGUGGCAGCCGCUCAGUGACCCAAAUUGCCAUCUCGAGCCACACAACCAAUAGCGAGGCUGACGCGCCAACCAUUUCAGUACACGAUGCACCUCAGCAACAAGCGCUAAACCAGAAUCCCGCCGAGACCACCAGCACGAUCACGGACAAGCCGGAGGCUACUUUGUCUACCCCCGUGUUUGUCACCGUGACCAAUGAUCAGACGUCACUUUCCGAACCUCCUGUGUUCACGAGCGUCGGCGUCCCUCCAUCGGACGGACAGGUCGUCAGCGCCACUCGUGUCAUUGCUUCCAAAACCUCCACGAUGGUAGAUCUCCAGGAUACCGUCAAGUGGGCGUGAUUUUCCGGCACGUCCUAUCCUAGUACCGCUUCUGAUCACAUUCCUUCAGCGAUGGACCUGAUCCGGACGCCGAGGACGACUGGUGGGCUCACAAAGGCGGCCCGCUGAGCACGACAGCAAUGCCCAGAC
This is a messenger RNA of Dichomitus squalens LYAD-421 SS1, 981 nucleotides long. RefSeq lists its product as uncharacterized. The record is from RefSeq and is a predicted model, not a curated record. The coding region runs from base 265 to 852 and encodes 195 amino acids. Lineage: Eukaryota; Fungi; Basidiomycota; Agaricomycetes; Polyporales; Polyporaceae. The transcript is spliced from 5 exons.